Molecule: messenger RNA, 795 nt
Organism: Penicillium digitatum Pd1
Lineage: Eukaryota; Fungi; Ascomycota; Eurotiomycetes; Eurotiales; Aspergillaceae
Source: RefSeq, a predicted model, not a curated record
AUGCUAGUUCCCCAUGUUGUUCUUUUGGACCAGGCGCAACUGACGUUGAUGACCGCCAGGAAUCCCGAUUCACAAACGAUAGAAUUAGACCGUCAAUAUCUCGAUACGGUCAUAGUUCUGGGCCGGGAGUAUCAGAAAUAUUCGAUCGAUCAUCGCACAUACUUUGGACCGGUCGAUGAGGAAGAAGCACAACGACUCGAAGAUGAGCAACAACUUUUCCAGAGAAUUUUCGAUAAUCGUCUGAUCUUCCCACCGAUCCGUCGGCUGAAAAGAGCUCUUGACUGUGGACAUGGAUCCGCAUCAUGGGCUGUCGAUGUUGCUGAGCAGAAUCCCGAUUGUGAGGUCAUCGGCAUAGACAUUGCCCCCCACAUGAGUCCAGACGACAUGCCUGACAACCUGUGGCUUCAGGUCGAUGACUUGAACCGCCGUUUCACCUUUCCUGCAAACCAUUUCGAUCUUGUCCACUCUAGACUCCUUGCGACCGGCAUUAACCGAUCCCGAUGGCCAUCUUAUCUUCGUGAUAUAGUCAGGGUCCUGAAGCCAGGAGGUUGGGCCCAAAUGGUGGAAAUUUACUUCAAUGUUCAAUCUGAUAAUGGUUCAAUCACUGAUGCCCAUGCCUUGAGGAGGUGGAGCACACAAUACCUGCGUGCCCUGGAGGACAGAAAAGAUCUUCGGGUCGGAUCAAAGUUGAGAACUCUUAUGGCUGAGGCAGGGUUUGUCGAAGUAGACACGAAGAUGAUCCCUCUUCCUCUGUCUGCGUGGUCGACUGGUCGGUAUCUGGCUGCCCGAAAAUAA